Hippocampus comes (tiger tail seahorse) is the source of this 1167-nucleotide messenger RNA. It is a transcript of the gene mmadhcb, whose product is annotated as metabolism of cobalamin associated Db. Lineage: Eukaryota; Metazoa; Chordata; Actinopteri; Syngnathiformes; Syngnathidae. Gene Ontology annotation, biological process: cobalamin metabolic process. The coding region runs from base 130 to 1005 and encodes 291 amino acids. The transcript has 9 exons. Gene Ontology annotation, cellular component: mitochondrion. The record is from RefSeq and is a predicted model, not a curated record.
CAGCGAACUGGAUUUACACGGCAUAAGGAAGCCGUGUACAACUUCGCCACUUUUUGUAUCACCAAGAAGUCACUUACAGGGGUGCUGGCAUUAUUUCGAGAUACCCCAACGGUACACUGCAAAAGGACGAUGGCGACUGUGAUGUAUGGUAGAACCAGGCUGGCGACUUACCUCCCUGGGCUUAAUGCUCUGGUGCAGCAUAUUGCCAGCACCGUGGGCUUCUCUACUAUUGGAUCUUACAGCUCUGGUGAUCCCCAUGGAGCACUCGCUACUUCCAAAAAUGGACCACUUAGAUUGCAGCAUGAUGAGACCAUGGGCCCGUUUAAUGUCAAAGACCAACUCUACUUUAUGCCUGGUAAUGUAGGAUUUGAAUGUCAAUUGCCGGCGUCAGAUCAAAAGAUGAGACUGACAAAAAAGAUGGUCCCUGAACUGCUGCAUACCCCAUCAAGUCCUGAGAGAUGUAUUUCUGGACUACUUAUCAAAGAACUUGAUGACGCAGCCACGACUCACAAUACCAGUCAAGCAAACCAGGAUUUUGACAACUCAUCUGUGGAGUGUGUCAUGCAGUCAUGCCCUGAAAAAUUAAAACAAGAUCUCCAAGACCUGUUUCCCGAGGCUCCAAGCUCUCACGUGACAGUAGUCACGGUGACUCAAAAGACAAAGAAUGAGAUGACCGCAUGGUGUUCUGCUGUGGAAGAAGAGCGAGAUCACAUGCUUGACAAGUUUGUAGAUGGAGCCAAGGAGAUCUGCUUCAUUCUGCAAAGAGAAGGAUUCUGGGCAGACUUCAUAGAUCCGUCUUCAGGCCUGGCGUUUUUUGGACCUUACACAAACAACACAUUGUUCGAGACAGACGACAGGUACCGUCUUCUCGGCUUUCAGAUUGAAGAUUUGGGUUGCUGUCGAGUUAUUCGACAUCCUUUGUGGGGGGCACAUGCCUUUGUAGGAACAAUAUUUACCAAUGCACCACCCAGCCGCCUUACCAUGAAGGAUUUCCAGGGCUUUUAAACAAAAAGCUAAAUGCUUUCAUGCAGUCAAAAUGUCCUUGGAUAUAUAUCUAUCUAUAGUCUGUGUGUUGAAAGGAAUAUUUGGUGGACCAUAUGGAAUGCAUAUGUGAAAACUACAAAAAGCCUAUAUAUUACUUUUUCAUAAUAAAAUCUCAAACUAAAA